UUUCGGAACACUGCAUCCCCACUUUUUCUUCCACACAGCUGACUCUUGCGGGCCAUGUGGCAGCUAAACUACCUGAAUAUUGACUGUUUUUUACUAAUAAAUAACAUACGUACUAAUUUUUUUUUUGUUAGUGAACAUAAGUGGAAUUGUGAAGUGAUUUGUUAAAUAAUAAUGGCGCCCCCUACAAAAAGCAGUAAACAAGCUACUAGAGGAGCAAAACAGAUUGUCGAGGAAAAUGCAUCGACACUCCAAUUUUACAGAUAUAUGAUUUUUGGAGCAUUUGUGACAUAUCUUGUGAUCAUGAGUAUUUUAUUUGAAUUCACAACGAAAACUACAUUGUUGACGUCACUUGCUGGUAUGGUUUUUACUGCAAGUUAUCAAUUCAUGUCAUACAUGGCAAGAGCAAAGUACAUGGAAUCUGGACAACUAUUAGACUCUGGGGUUGACUUAAAUAUGGAAGGAGGAAUAGCAGAACACGUGAAGGAUUUGAUCAUCCUCACAUCUGGAGUACUGGUUCUCUCGCUGAUCUCAAAUUAUUUCUGGUUUCUGUGGCUAUUGGCACCGUUGAGAGCAUUGUGGAUGCUAUGGGUGAACAUCAUAUCUCCAUGGAUAUUCGCUGAACCACCCGCGCCCACGGAAAAAGAUGAAAAGAAGCAAAGAAAACUUGAGAGAAAAAUGGCGAGACCGAUGUACAAAAGUCAUUAAACUUGAAUGUUGCCUAAUGGAAUUUAUAGCAAAGUGGUUUUUAAACGAAUGGUUAGUCAGAA
Messenger RNA from Copidosoma floridanum, 767 nucleotides. Its product is annotated as transmembrane protein 208. Gene Ontology annotation, biological process: vacuolar protein processing. Lineage: Eukaryota; Metazoa; Arthropoda; Insecta; Hymenoptera; Encyrtidae. The record is from RefSeq and is a predicted model, not a curated record. Gene Ontology annotation, cellular component: intracellular membrane-bounded organelle.